Molecule: messenger RNA, 4407 nt
Organism: Ceutorhynchus assimilis (cabbage seed weevil)
Lineage: Eukaryota; Metazoa; Arthropoda; Insecta; Coleoptera; Curculionidae
Source: the annotation of a GenBank genome assembly
AUGGAAAUGGAACAAGAAAAACGAAAACUGUCUUCGAAAAUCGUUGCUAACACAGCGCAGGAAUUUCCUUAUCCGCCACAUAAAACAGCAGAGGCAAUGUAUAUGUUUCCGGAUUAUUUACCAUAUGCUACAGGCUUUAGCUUUGUCCUUAUGCUUCCGACAUUACUGAACUACAUUGGUCUGGAAAAAGUUUCUGGAAUGAAGGAAUUAAUGAAAGUUGUAGGCCUAAGCAACUGGAUGAUAUGGGUUGGCUGGUUCAUACAUGUUGUAGCGCCGAUGCUGAUCAUCGUAAGCCUUAUAGUAGUUAUCCUGAAAGUCAUUAUUUUUGGCGGCGCCUUUCCCAUUGUUGAGUAUACCCAAGGAACUAUAUUGUAUGUAUUUUUUAUGCUCUACAUCUGCGCUUGUACUACGCUGUGCUUUUUCAUCAGCACCUGUACGAAUACACCCAACUUUGCAAGUUUGAUAGGCGUAAUAGUUAUUUUAAUCUCUUUUUCAAUAACGCAUCCAAUAAUUAAAAACAAUAUCUUAUCAUUUCCGGCUGGAAUGUCGAUAAUGUUAUUGCCGGGAGCAGCGAUAAGUUAUGGUUAUCGAGCGAUAUCGUAUUAUGAGUAUGGACAGGUUGGAUCAAAAUGGUCUAACUGUCAUAUUGCCGCAGAAGGAGAAAUAUCGCUGCUUAACGUUUUUAUUAUGCUAAUAAUCGAUUGCAUAGUUUAUAUGUUGCUGGCCCUCUACAUAGACGUUGUAAAUCCCGGAAACUAUGGCAUUCCUAGAUCUGUAUUUUUUCCAUUUGAAGAAUUGUGGAAGUGUUACAAACGGAAAAAUGAAAAUUUGAGUGCAUCAGCCUCGCGAUCGUUUGUAUUACAAGACGUCGAAAAAGCGAACUUACCCAAAGGCAUCCAACUGAUAAAUUUGGGAAAAGUAUACGGCAAGAAACCCGUAGUUAAAAAUUUAAACAUGGAUAUAUAUCAAGAUCAAAUUACGGUAUUGUUGGGUCAUAACGGUGCUGGAAAAAGUACCACGAUGGGAAUGAUAACAGGAAUGAUUAAUAAAACAAGUGGGAAAAUUAUAAUCAAUGGUGUGGAAGUGAGAUCCAGAUCCGACAUUACCAAAUCUGUCGGUCUUUGUCCGCAAGAUAACAUGUUUUUCGAGUCUUUGACCGUGAUGGAGCACUUGCUGAUUUUCGCAACUUUGAAAGGACAAAAAGAAGAGGAGAGCAAACGCGAAAUACAAGAGCUUCUAGUCAAAUUAAAUAUGGAAGGCAAAGAGAAAUCCAAGGUAUCUCAGCUAUCUGGCGGCAUGCAAAGGAAAGUAAGCCUCGGAAUGGCCCUUGUAGGUGGAUCACAGAUUCUGAUCCUGGAUGAGCCAUCUUCGGGAAUGGAUAUAGAAUCACGCAGAGAUCUCUUCGAUAUGCUGCAUAAGUGGAGAAAUGAAAAAACUAUUCUGAUCACCACGCAUUCGAUGGAAGAAGCCGAUGCGCUUGGUGACUGGAUCGCCAUAAUGAACGAAGGAGAGCUGGUAUGCUUCGGUACACCAAUGUUUUUGAAAAAGAAAUACGAAACCGGCUCCACAUUAAUUCUGCUAAUUAAAAAAAACAGAAACGUGAAACAAGCAGUUCAAAAAAUCGAAUAUCUUUUAAGAAAUGAUUUCAACUUUAAGACGGCGAAAUGCAAAGGUAUUAAUGGCAACGAAACGCGAUUUUUUCUACCGGCUGGUAAUUACAUCAAGCUGUUCGAGUAUCUCGAACCAAACAAGGGCCAAUAUGACAUUGAGAAUAUUUCAUUUACCAGCACCACGCUUGAAGAUGUAUUUUUAAACCCCAAAGUGACUCAGCAGGAAGAGGAAACAGAACAAAGUCGAAACCAAUUCGAAACCGUUGAACGGCUAGAAAAUGCUUCUUUAUGUCUCACACUGAGAGCUUUACUUUUCAAGAGAAAUAGAUUUAUCUUCAGGAACAGCAUCAUAUAUAUCGCUUCAACUAUUAUCGCUUUAUUAUUGGUCCUAGCGAGCCUCUUUAUAGUACCAAAUGUUGAAAAAUCAGAUUUCGGGGGCUCUUCCUUGAAAAUUGCUUUGAGUGCUUAUGGUGACACAACAGUUUAUGGACGGGUGAUAGAUCCGUCAGCAAAAAUUGGUAAAAUAUACGAAAAAUUGAUCUCAGAUCAAAACAGCAAGUUUGAAUUAGUUGAUAAUGUACCUGAGAGUAUUAUUGAAAAAGCGCAUGAAAAAGACCUUCUCUAUUUGCAGCAAAAAAUAAUUGUAGCAGCUGAAUUUAAUGUGUCGACGGAACAAAAGCUAGAAACUUUGGAUGCUGUAGCUAUGUAUAACAGCUACUCAAAGCACUCGGCUGCCAUUUCCUUCAACCUGAUAUCCGAUACUAUAGCGAAGUAUAGCUUGGGGGAGAAUUACUCGAUUUCCACUAGAAAUCACCCGCUGAUCAUCCUGUCCAAGAGUGUGCACCAAAUUGGAGAAUUCGCUACAAUCAUAACGAUGUGGUUUAUGAUAGUGCCGUUAGCGCUCUUCUUCUUUACAGCCUCUUUAAUUUUUCUCCCUUUUUCCGAAUUGUCCACACGCUUUACACAAACUCAGUUUAUGUGCGGAGUGCGACCUUUCAUUUACUGGAUACAUAACUUUUUCUUCGACUAUAUCUUCUAUUUGCUAUUUGCAUUAAUAACGACCGUGAUUGUAACUCUAUCCUGCCCGAUAUUUAGAGGAGCCGACUCGUUUGGUGUGAUGUAUUUAAUCCUAGCAACACACGGAUUGUGUUCUAUACCCUGUGCCUACUUGUAUGGCAGACUAAAAUCCUUUGGAAGUGCUUAUAUCAAUUUCAUAAUGUACAGUUGGACACUUUCAUUUACCGGCUUUUUGGUUUUUGCAUUGGAGAUACUAUUCAACCCCCCAAAGUUUCAUAAAGUAGCCAAAGUCUUGCACAUGAUAUUUCUUAUUACCUGCCCUCAAUACGGUCUUCCCUAUUUUGGGAUUUACUUUGGGCUUAAAGCAAUUGAAAAUUAUAAUUACGCUGAAAAAAUUGUAUGCGUUGGCGAAAAUGUGAAUCCGUGUUGCUUUGGAGAAAGUCCCGCUUGUGACAAAUGGAAGAGCUACAUCGACGUUUAUCAUCCUGAUAUAUGGUGGACGCUCUUAUGUGCGGCUAUUUACUUUUUGAUAGUUGUCACACUAGACUGCUAUUGUCUGAAAAGAGUUUUAAAUUGGGGUAUGAGUCUGAUAUGUUUGCGUCAUGGUCAUGAAAUCGAAGUAGAAAGUGACACUGAAGCAGAAAAAGCCGACCACAACACUUUACGGGUGAAAAACCUGAGGAAAUACUAUUGGCGUAAACGAGUGGUCGACAACGUCAGUUUCAGCGUGACGAAAGGUCAAUGCUUGGGUCUUUUGGGCGUCAAUGGAGCCGGCAAAACGACAACGUUCCGAAUGUUAACUAGAGAAACGGGGAUGAAUGAAGGAGUUAUUAGAAUUAACGCUCACAGUGUUGGAAAUAUUGAGUAUUUGAAGAGAUUAGGAUAUUGCCCACAAGAAAAUGCAUUGAAUCUUUCUCUAACUGGAAGAGACAUAUUAAAAACUAUGGCUAUGUUACGAGGAAUCAAAGACAACAAGAUAGUUGAACAGUUUUUGGAUAAGUUCGGCCUAAAGAAAGUAGCAGACAUCAAAUGUGUACAUUACAGUGGCGGAAACAAGCGGAGAUUGACUUUUGCGGCAGCCGUGAUGGGUUUACCUGAUUUUAUUUUACUGGACGAACCGACUACCGGCGUCGAUCCCUUAUCACAGCAUAAGUGUUGGGCUCUAAUCAAACAAAUCAGAGACACAAAUCAAAAUUCAUUUAUUUUGACUUCUCACAGUUUGAACGAAUGCGAAGCCGUAUGUGAUGACUUGAAAAUAUUGAAAGCGGGCGUUAUAAAAAGGGAAGGGCCGAUAGCUCUACUGAAAACCGAAGUGUGCGGCUUCAACGUUAUGCUGAAACUGGACAAAGAUAAAGUUGUUAGAGGGCAAGGAAACUUUCUAAAAACUGUUCCAGAGCUUAAGAAUUAUCUUAAGAAAAUAUUCCCAACAGGGAUUAUUAGAGACGAACAUUCAGGCUUGAUUCAUUACUUCAUAAAAACCAAAGAGAUAAAAUGGGCUCAACUGUUUAGGACGUUCGAUGAUUUGAAACAAAGAUGCGAUCUGAUCGAUGACUAUGAUAUUAGCGAGGCUUCGUUGGAAGAUGUAUUCGUCACCGUAGCCAGGACCAAUGAUAAUGAGGAUACAAAGGUAGAAGAUAACGGUAGGUAGAGUAGUGAAAACUAAAUUUGAAGUUUCUGAGGAAAAUAUUUUUUAAGACUGACGGUUCUACUAUGGGGGAAGAAAGUUCAGGAACAGAAAGUGGAUCCACCUCAUAGUUAUACUCGUCAAAUCAAAAUUUCG